Chara braunii is the source of this 5177-nucleotide messenger RNA. NCBI's taxonomy places the organism in Eukaryota, Viridiplantae, Streptophyta, Charophyceae, Charales, Characeae. The record is from the annotation of a GenBank genome assembly.
ACGGAGAAAAGUAUAGCAUUGAAAGAUAUAAGACAAUUUGGAAGUGAAAUAACCGCGAUGUGCUUCCAUCCUCUUGAAGAACACAUUUUCGCCACCGCCCAUCCGAAUGGGGCAAUGUUUAUGUGGGAUGCCACAACGAUGGCGGUGCUGCAAACUUUUCAAACAGAGGGCACAAAUACCUCCAUAGAAUUUUGUGCUAAGCCUCAGAAGUCACUUAUCAUGGCGGGCCACAGUUCUGGCAAGCUACAGGUUUGGGAUUACCAGAGAAAGGAAUGUGUGAUCACUCUCGAUGUGCACGAACAUGCUGUUGCACGAGUGUUCUGUCAUCCACGCUUGCCGUAUGUGUUGACUGCAUCUGAGCAAGGAACCAUCAAGGCCUGGAGUGAUUCAGAUUAUCAGUUGCAAAAGACGCUCUGCAGUGGCAUCGAGGGAUUGUCAUGGAGCCUUCUCUGUAGAAAUGACAGCAUAUUCGCGCUUCAAGGGAAGGAAACAUUACGUUUCCUUACAGUAGAUUUGAGUCCCAAGACAGACCUUGACGAGAGAAUGGAACUGGAAGCAGGAAAUGAGGGAGAAGAAUCGGACAAAAGAGUCCGAUCUGAGGAAAAGGAUAUACUACUAGAGAGGAUAAAACACUUGGAGAUUGAGCUGAGCACUGGGGGGGGGGAGAGGAGGGCGGAGAGGAGGGCCCUUGAAGAGGGGUUUGAGAAAGUUAGGCAAACACAUGCCCGAAGGGUAGAUGAGCUUGAAACUGAGCUAAGAAAUGUGAGGAUGGAGAGGCAGGCAUUACGAGAGACAUUGGGGAGGUUUCAAUCAGAGCAGGAGACGGCAAAAGGAAACUACUUGGAAAGGAUCAGACGGUUAGAGAAUGAAUUAACAAUUCUGCUGGCCCAAAAGGAGGCACUCCAAGAGAGCCUUGAGAAAUCGAAGGUUAAGGUUCAAGAAUUGGAAUGCAGGUUGGAGAUGGAAGGUAGUGGAGGCAAGAGAUUGGGUAGGUCUGAUGGCAUGCGGACGGGGAUUCCAAAACGGGACAUGCAUCCAUUCAGAGAGUUUUCCUUGGAUGAACUGAAGACUGCGACAAAUAACUUCCAUGAUAAUUGCAAGCUCGAACAGCGGCAUUACGGAUGUGUUUACGUGGGAAAGAACACACCCAUCGCGGUGAAGAGGCUUGAAGGCUGCGACAACAUGAUGCGGAAUGAGGAUCAUGUCAAAUUGACGACAGAGCUUGUAGGCAUGCUGAGAUCUCUUAGACACCCCCACUUGCAGACCCUGCUGGGAGUGAGUUAUGAAGGAAAUUGUCUCGUAUACCAGCACAUGACCCACGGAAAUGUGAAGGACUGGAUCUCCUCUCAGACUGGUGGUAGGUCACAAAGGGGCUUCCUCCCUUGGUACAUCCGCCUGCGCAUCAUGGCUCAAGUUGCCCAAGCCGUAUCCUUCCUUCACUCCAGCCGGUCCCUUAGGGGUGGUUCGAUCAUCCAUUGCACCAUCAAGCCCGAAAACAUCGUCUUGGGUGGUAACUUCAUUGCCAAACGCACAGAGGUUUAUAUGGCCCUCGUUGCCCCAGACCUUACGAAAGAGGAUGAAACACAAGGCGUGCAUAGGUUCCUUGGAAGUGAUGUACGGUACGUGGCCCCGGAAUUCUUUCAAAGUCAGGUCUUCACUCAGCAGACUGACAUCUAUGCAUUGGGAAUAACCAUCCUGGAGAUGCUCACCGGGAAGUUCAAGAAUGUGUUCGGAAUCAUGGACGACGCGGUUGAAGAUGCUGCAACCUUUCGAAGUAACCUGGACCCAAAUGCAGGAGAUUGGGAUGUCAAUCUUGCCAUGGAGGCGGCUCAGGUGGGGCUGAGAUUGCCACGUCAGCAGUGCCACGUCAGCAACAUAACGGGCCUGCCAGGGCAACUGCCCAACGAGUCCCUUGCCGCCUACAAGCAGCGGUUCCACGCUCAGAUUGAGGCUGAGGAACAACGCCAGCUGGCAGUCGAGGCUGCCCGCGUACAGGCUGAAGAGGCAGCAGCAGCAGAGCAGCUGCGACUACAGGCCGACGCAGACGCAGAUGCCCAGGCUCGCCAAAAGGAAGCCCAGGAUCUGCUGCAGCGGCAUGAAGCCAACAGCAUCGACAAACUCAGGUUCUGGCACUUUGAACCGAACGGCGACGAGGCAACACCGGAAGAGAAGCACAAGGAGUUCCUCUCCAAACUCGUGACAAGGUUGUUGUACGCUUGCAACUACCAACUGUCAGAGUUGGAGAGACAGUACCAGGACCUGACGCAACAGCAUCAGGAGUUGGCAAAGCUCCACCGCAUAGCUGUACCAGGACCAGCUGCUGGGGCUUCUAGCAGUGCACCCUCUAGCCGCCAACUGGAGGACCGCGUUGACCACGUAGUGGCAAUGCUUGGCGACAUUAGCACUUUCGCUGCGCCGACCACCACCAUCAGCAGUCAGGUGCAUACAUUGAAGACCGAGGUCCAGCAGCUGCAGUCGACGAACGUGGACGACAAUCCGAAAAUGUACAAGAUGCCAACUUUCAACCUGGAGAGGUUCGACGACUACACGCAGCAGGAUCCGGUCCUCUGGUGGGAAGCAUUCACAACGCAACUCAGGAUUCUGCCCGUAGCCAAGCAUGCGUACAUCGGCGCCCUGUUCCUGAACUCAAAGGGCGGAUGCCAGACCUGGUUGAGCCACCUGGCAACCUCCCACGGCGUCGACGUACCAGACUUGAAGGACAAAAUCACAUGGGAGGAACUGACACGGUUGUGGAAGAAGCGGUUCAUCGUCGACGACGCGCCGACACUCGCCAUCAACCGUUUGUUCACCAUGUCACAGGGCAACACUGCAACACGGGAUUGGCUCACAGAGUGGCAGAAGAUUGCAGCAGUGCCCAAUCUGGAUUGCCUUUCACUCAUCUUAGACCAGUACUCCACUUUCGCCGAGAUUAUCGACAAGGCGAGAGAGAUCAUCAAGACCAACAGGUCAGCUGCACACGAGAGAUCAACAUGGCAGCUGACCUAUGUGGAGAAGGCACGAACUGGUCCGCGACAGCAGCACUUCGCUGCAGUCCAGCAGGACAGUGGAGAUAACCCAGCAGCCACUCCAGCAUCAAGUGACGGAGAUCAGGUGGCUGAUGUCCAGCCGCGAAGCAACAACAAGUCCCGCAACAAUGGGAAGGCGAAAUCCGCAUCGCAGGCCGGAAAUGGACAGCCAGUACAAGUUCCAUGGGUCAAGUUUUGCUUGACCGAGGCGGAGUACAAGGUCCGCGGCCGCUAUGGCAACUGCUAUUGAUUCGGCCGCCUUGCUAGCGGCCUCCUGCACAUCUGGGGAGAACGCGAAUGUCNCUUGCUAGCGGCCUCCUGCACAUCUGGGGAGAACGCGAAUGUCGCAAGUUCUCGUUACAAUUACGAGGACUAUGCUGUCCACUUGGUUCCACCGCUGGACCAACCGCUCCACGUGCAACAAUCUACCGCAUGCACGGUUUCAUCACCAUCGGCAACCGAUUCGGCAGCUUCGCCGCCAUCUAUCGCCGGGGAUUCAUCGUCGUGGUCAAGACUUGAGGUGCUCGACCCAUUGACGUUCACGGACUUCCAGUGGAUGCCCGUUACCCUGACCGGACGAUUGCCGAAACCGCAUUGCAAUGUGCUCAUGGCACAACUACGAGAUUACUUGCACACUGCAGUACCGACUCCGUUGAUGGACGCCAGAGUAGAGGUUGUCGACCUUCACGUCUACAUCGCGAAGAUCGACCGCGAGUUCAAGACGCAACGGUACGACGACAUCGACGCACCAUUGCUAUACGUACGCAUUCAGAUCGGAGAGGCGACCUGCAGUGCCUUGAUCGAUUGCGGAGUAUCUCGCAACUACAUCAGCCAGGACUUCAUGGURCGCGCCGGCCUUGGCCCACGCGUCCGGAGGAAGCCCCAGCCUACGCAAGUCACAUUGGCGGACAGUCACACACACAAGUCAAUCGACCGGUGCAUUGACAGCGUCCCAGUGUACUUUGCCCCUCACGCAAGUGAGGCGGUGUCCUUUGACAUUCUGGACACCAAAUUCGACAUGAUCUUGGGCAUGACAUGGUUGCGAAGCAAGGAUCACCCGGUGAACUUCUUCAACCGCACCGUUCACGUUCGUGAUCGGAAUGGAGUAUUAGUUCCAUGCACGGUGCCUCUUCCUCAUCCUUCGAUCAGCUGCCACGUGGUAUCCGCCGCAAGCAUGCGAGCUUCCAUCAUCAGAGACGACAUCGAGGAGAUGGGGGUGUGUUUUCUCCACGCCCUCUCGCCCCAUGACGCUUCAUCGACGGACUCACCUUCGGAUCCACGCAUCACCGAACUUCUCGACGUCUACAGCGACGUGUUCAAAGGCCCGCACGGAGUAGUACUGGAUCGAACCAUCCGCCACGAGAUCAUCCUCGAGGACGGGGCCGUACCUCCGCGCGGUUGCAUCUACCGAAUGAGCGAGGAAGAGUUAAGUGUGCUUCGGGCACAACUCGACGACCUUCUAGAGAAAGGCUGGAUUCAGCCUAGCUCAUCGCCAUACAGUGCUCCUGUUCUCUUCGUCCGGAAGAAGAACAAGGACCUGCAGUUGUGCAUCGAUUAUCGCAAGCUCAACGCGCAGACGAUCAGGAACGCCGUCCCUCUCCCACACAUCGACGACCUUCUCGAGCGAUUGGGCGGCGCCCAGUUCUUCUCUAAGCUGGAUCUCAAGUCAGGGUACCACCAACUCGAGAUUCGCAAGGAGGAUCGCUACAAGACCGCGUUCAAGACACGGUAUGGGCAUUUCGAAUGGCUGGUCAUGUCGUUUGGCCUUACGAAUGCCCCAGCCACUUUCCAAGCGGCUAUGACAACGGAGUUCCAACACAUGCUGGAUCGGUUUGUACUCAUCUAUCUCGACGACAUCUUGGUGUAUAGUCGGAGUUUGGACGAGCAUGUGGAACACAUGCACACCGUUUUGGAGCGGCUACGACAAGCCAAGUACAAAGCAAACCGCGACAAGUGCGAGUUUGCACAGCAGGAGCUGGAGUACUUGGGACACUAUGUGACGCCGCAAGGCAUCCGUCCGCUUGCGGACAAGAUCGACGCCCUACGAGGAUGCGGAACAGGCCAGAAAUAGCCUGUUCCUCACGAGUUUGAGCAGGAGCUGCAGCUGCAGCCCCUGCCUCCCUUCGGCAGGCUCAGGAGGCACACCCGGUU